Thermochaetoides thermophila DSM 1495 is the source of this 3102-nucleotide messenger RNA. RefSeq lists its product as uncharacterized. Lineage: Eukaryota; Fungi; Ascomycota; Sordariomycetes; Sordariales; Chaetomiaceae. Gene Ontology annotation, molecular function: protein binding. Bases 1 to 3102 code for a protein of 1033 amino acids. The record is from RefSeq and is a predicted model, not a curated record. The transcript is spliced from 2 exons.
AUGGCUGCCGGUUUCACCGCUCAGCCCGACGAAGGAUACUCGGAAGAUCCUCUGACGGCAUUGUCGCUGGCGGCGUCAUCUGCGAACUCGUUGACUAAGUCCCGAGAGGGCGGCGGUCUGGCAGCGCUGGCAGCUUCGAGAGGCGGCAAUGACUUCCCCCAGUGGAUGCUGGACCAUCUCUCCGAGCUCCCAAUAUCUCGCAAGACCGAGCUUGUGAUGGCCUUGCUCAAUGAGCUUCCCACUCGCGUUGUGUCACAGAUCGUGAACCAACUAUCGCCCCGUCUUUACAUCGACUUCGUCAGUUAUCUCCCUCCGGAAGUGUGCUUGAAGAUCCUGGGCUACCUAGAUCCCGUUUCGCUGAUCAACGUCGCACAAUGCUGUCGGGCAUGGUACGAUUUGGCCUUGGAUCGGAAGCUAUGGGAGCAGCUUUACUAUCUCGAAGGCUGGAAGGUCCUGCCCGACGAGAUGGCACGGGCAGAGGCCGAAAUGAAUGGGCGUUUUGCCGGCUCGGAUCGUAGCGGCGUACGGAGGACGUCAUCCGAAGAGGAUGGCAAUUCAGUUAAAAAGCGGGCCAUCUCACACUCCCCGAAACUGGAUGCGGACAUAGACAUGGAGAUGGCUGAUGUGGAAUCAUCUAUCCCUCGUGAGAGCUCCUCAGAUUCAAGGAUGUCUGGGAUGUCGGGGCACAGCAUAUUUGGCGGGUACCAGACACCUGGGGGACAGGGCAUCGUUUCCGGUUCCAAGAACAAAAUGGCAGACAAAGGCAAGGGUAAAGAGCUGGCAUCCUGCCCGUCUAGUUCUGCGCCGUCGAGCAUUUCCGCAGCAAGGCUGUCGGGUCCUCGGCCACGGAUCGAAAAGUCGACUCUUUGGGUUUGGGACACAGGCUCAAAGCGAUACAGGCUCAACUGGAAAUAUCUCUAUUCCAUGCGGCGUCGGCUGGAGGCGAACUGGGAGCGUGGAAAGUAUACCAACUUUCAGUUUCCACACCCCGAUCAUCCCGAAGAAGGUCAUGGAGAAUGUGUUUACACGAUUCAAUACAACUCACAGUAUCUCGUCAGUGGCAGCAGGGAUCGGACUAUCAAGAUCUGGGACAUGAAGACCAAGAGAUGUUUACGAACUCUCAGGAAGCACCAGGGUUCAGUGUUGUGCCUGCAGUUUGACUCGGACCCUGAGGAAGAUAUCAUUGUUUCUGGCAGCUCGGAUUCAGACGUCAUCAUCUGGAAGUUCUCAACCGGUCAGGAGGUCCAGAUUCUUAAGCAUGCUCACCGCGAGUCGGUUUUAAACGUUCGAUUUGACAAGCGCGUCUUGGUGACGUGUUCUAAGGAUAAAACGAUUAAGGUUUUCAAUCGCCGACCGUUACGGUACGGCGAUUUGGGAUACCAGCCGGUCGAUCCUGUCGGCAGGUUAGUUAAGGAUCCCGCUAACAGCAUUCCAAUGAGCCCGGAAGACUAUCCAGUGAUACCCCCUUGGACCAUGAUCGGUGUGUUGGAAGGGCAUAAUGCGGCCGUCAAUGCAGUGCAGGUGCAUGGCAGGGAAGUGGUGUCUGCUAGUGGCGAUCGGCACAUCAAGAUCUGGGACUGGCCGAAGCAGACAUGCGUGCGCACGAUUCUAGCGCAUAAUAAGGGCAUUGCAUGCGUGCAGUAUGACGGUCGCCGGAUUGUGAGCGGUAGCAGCGACAACGAGGUCAAAGUUUUUGACCGCCAGUCGGGUGUUGAAGUGGCAAGCUUACGUUCUCACACUAAUCUUGUGCGUACUGUGCAUGCUGGUUUUGGCGACCUGCCGUACAGUGUCGAAGAUGAUCUCCGCGAGGCCAGGCGCGUCGACGAAGAGUACUGGAAGGCGUUCGAGCAAGGCCUGCUUGAUGACUCUCAACGCUCAAGACAAGGCCGGCGCCAGGGCAAUGCUGGGUCUAGGAGACCGCAAGACAUCCGCGCGAUCGGAGCUAGUCUCCCCCCGGGCGGCGGUGGUGGCAAGUAUGGCCGCAUUGUCAGUGGAAGUUACGAUGCCAGCAUCAUUGUUUGGAGAAGGGAUAAAGAGGGGGUCUGGAAGGACCAGCAUCACUUCAAGCAGGAGGAUGCUGCGCUCAAUGCCUUGCGUCAGCACUGGGCUCGGCAGGCCAUGUUACAGCAGCAACAACAAGCCUACCAGGCCGCUCAACAACAACAGCAGCAGCAGGCAGGAGGGCAAAGAAGAGGUGCUGCACCACCUUCGACAACUCCUCUUGCUCCUGGAGGCACGCCUAGCCUUGCCGUUGAUGCAACGCUCCCUCCUACCGGCACCAUCGCAUCCCAAUCAAACCAACCGGGUCACAACUCAACGCCAACGGCUUCGUUUGUUGGCCACAGCCCACUCCAACCGAUUUAUCAGAUCAUUGACAAUGCGGUGCAAAACGGCCCGCAGGCUCUCCUCGAAGCGAUUGCCACACACCCGGCCAUCCUUCAGCAACGGACUUAUGUCAAUUCCGCGAUUGAUAGACUCCCCGAUCCAGUUUCAAGAAGCCAGCUCCGACAGGCCUAUUCAGGGGCAAUAAUCCGUGCUCAAUUCCAGCAUGUACAGCAAAAUCGUGAGGAACUGCAGACCCAGACAGAGGGUACACCAGCUCCAGCGUCUACUUCUGCUGCCGGCCCAGGUUCCUCACAGUCCGCAGACAUCCCAGUUGCUGUCGCUGCCAGCAGCACGCACCCCGGAUCACCCGCAAUGCACCCCUAUCACAACCUCACCCCAGCCCAGAUUGCCGCUGCUGAGGCACACCAAGCCCACUCCUUCUUCCCCGACCGACGAUUCAUUCCUCCUCCGCCACCAGCCCUCGCACCGGUCAACCUCGCCGGGCCGAAUCCCCUUGCCUCUCAUGCAGCCAUCGCUCCCGCAGCCCUUGUCUCGCCCCAUGUGGCAGCGGCGCCGGCGUUGCAGCAUCACCCGCACAUCGCGCAACCGCCGCUCGAGAUGCCCGACACGGGCAACCCUGCGCGGGUGUUCAAGCUGCAGUAUGAUGCCAGACGUAUCAUUUGCUGUAGUCAGCGGAGCGUCAUUGUGGGAUGGGACUUUUGCAAUGGCGAUCCGGAGCUGGAAGAGGCUAGUCGGUUCUUCGGACCGAUCGAAUGA